AAAAAAAAAGUAAACAAAGAGAGCAGCGUGCAGAGAAAGCUGGGGAAAUGAGGAGAGAAGUAAGAAUAUGCAGAGAUAGCGGGGCAGAUACCUAAUUAUCUGAAAUCACUCUCGUCUCCUUGGACUUAAAUUCCCGAUCUCUCUCUUUUGCUUUCCGUGAGAGCGUUCUUCUGUGAAUCAAAUUCAAAAUUUGAAUCUAGAGAGAGAGAGAGUGACAGAGAGAUGGCGUCUGGGAACAUGAAGGGUUUCUUCCGGCAGAGGAAGGGUAGCGGAGGCAUCGCGAAACCAAACCCUAAGACUUCAAGGGCCACUUCCAAGACCAAGCUCUCCACCCCUUCUCACUCUGCUACUUUGGGCUCCGACGACGCCCAAUCCCCUUCUCUCACCUCUCAUUCUUCUCUCCACCCCAACAAAUGUGAAGAAAAGAACUACGGCGAGAAGGAGGAGGAGGUGCUGAGGCAAUUCGACAUGAACAUGACGUACGGGCCGUGCCUCGGCAUGUCUAGACUCGCUCGCUGGGAGCGCGCCCAUCGCCUGGGCUUGAACCCUCCUCCACAGAUCCAAACCCUCCUCGAGUCCGCAAGUGUUCGCUCCGAGUGCUUGUGGGACGGCGUCGUUUAGCGCUCUUCGAUCCCCGUCGAACCCAUCGCCUGUGCUGCUGCGCUCUGUUUGGUAAUAGUGUAAAUGUGUUCAGCCUCUGGCUGCACCCUGUUUCUCGCUUUGUGUAAUCGUAGGACGAAGGAGGAACUAGAGAUUGUUCCUCCAUCCUAAAUGAGAUACUUCGCUUCUGUUGAAAAUAUAUAUGUGUGGUUUGUGUAUGUGCUUCUAUAACUUAAAAAUAGAUACAUUAUUUUGAA
This is a messenger RNA of Malania oleifera, 857 nucleotides long. RefSeq lists its product as uncharacterized. The record is from RefSeq and is a predicted model, not a curated record. Gene Ontology annotation, cellular component: delta DNA polymerase complex. Gene Ontology annotation, molecular function: DNA-directed DNA polymerase activity. The transcript has 2 exons. Gene Ontology annotation, biological process: DNA-templated DNA replication; DNA synthesis involved in DNA repair. Lineage: Eukaryota; Viridiplantae; Streptophyta; Magnoliopsida; Santalales; Ximeniaceae. Bases 223 to 621 code for a protein of 132 amino acids.